Molecule: messenger RNA, 477 nt
Organism: Ailuropoda melanoleuca (giant panda)
Lineage: Eukaryota; Metazoa; Chordata; Mammalia; Carnivora; Ursidae
Product: 40S ribosomal protein S11-like
Exons: 1
Coding region: 1-477 (158 amino acids)
Biological process (GO): translation
Cellular component (GO): cytosolic small ribosomal subunit; ribosome
Molecular function (GO): structural constituent of ribosome
Source: RefSeq, a predicted model, not a curated record
AUGGCGGACAUCCAGACAGAAAGGGCUUACCAAAAGCAGCCAACAAUCUUCCAGAACAAGAAGCGGGUGCUUCUUGGUGAAGGUGCAAAGGAGAAGCUACCUCGCUACUACAAGAACAUCGGCUUGGGCUUCAAGACACCCAGAGAGGCUAUUGACGGCACGUACAUUGAUAAGAAGUGUCCCUUCACCGGUAAUGUCUCCAUUCGUGGACGUAUCCUUUCAGGUGUGGUAACCAAGAUGAAGAUGCAGCGCACAAUUGUCAUCCGCCGGGAUUACCUACAUUACAUUCGAAAGUACAACCGAUUUGAGAAACGUCACAAGAACAUGUCUGUGCAUCUCUCCCCAGCGUUCAGAGAUGUGCAAGUGGGAGACAUUGUGACCGUGGGAGAGUGUCGCCCCCUCAGCAAGACUGUCCGCUUUAAUGUCCUGAAAGUGACCAAAGCUGCUGGCACAAAGAAACAGUUCCAGAAGUUUUAA